Endocarpon pusillum Z07020 is the source of this 14766-nucleotide messenger RNA. RefSeq lists its product as uncharacterized. The coding region runs from base 1 to 14766 and encodes 4921 amino acids. The transcript has a single exon. Gene Ontology annotation, molecular function: ATP binding; ATP hydrolysis activity. The record is from RefSeq and is a predicted model, not a curated record. Gene Ontology annotation, biological process: rRNA processing; ribosomal large subunit assembly. Lineage: Eukaryota; Fungi; Ascomycota; Eurotiomycetes; Verrucariales; Verrucariaceae. Gene Ontology annotation, cellular component: preribosome, large subunit precursor; nucleus.
AUGGCCAUGGCGAAUAUAGCAAUGCAGUGUGCCUGGGCCGACUCUCAGCUCCAAUCAAAUGAGAGCAUUUUGGCCCAGCUUCCUCAGGAGAUACUUGAGGUCAUUCUUGCCUCAAAUGAUGGUCGCUACUUCGACACUCUUGCAAGGGCAGCACUGAUUCCGAACCUCACUGACCACCUCUUCAUUCUCUAUGAGCCAUUGAUGGUUGAAAUCGCUGCGAGAUGGUGUCAUCAGACCUCGACGGAAGAUGCACAGAUCAGCAUUAAUGUACUUGCGACCUUUGCACGCAUAUUGCCAGCGAAGCCAUGCCUGAAGGUCCUGCUGAAAGAGUUCAUCGAAACGUGCAAAAGCGGAUUCCUCGGGAGCCUUGCAGAACCAGCUCAACUAAUGUUGUUGGCCCUUGAUGUUGAUCUUCUGUCCUCAUUUCUUGUGGCUUUAUUUCGUUUGUACUCGCAUGAUAUGACUACCUACAGCCGUCUUAUCUCACCCGUUCAGCUCUCCUCUCUGUUGGGGCAUGAAGACCCCUCUGUCAGGUAUCUCACCGUUCGAUGUCUUGCUCUGUACAUGAAGCUGGCAGAUGCUAUGGUUGAGAGAAUUAUCUUGGAGCAUGUGCCAGAGAAAGGGACCACUAUCAAAGUUGAUGGCGCACAGGCUCCUGCUCGGCUCUUCAGUCUGUGGGAGGAGCAACGAUGGAGAAAUCUCGUCGAAGCUCUUGCCAAAGCCGAACACGACCGUGCCCAUUCUGCUGCUAUUCCAAUCAGGUCAAUAACAGCGGUAAUGUUCUCACCUAACACAGCGGUCCUAGCAGGUGUUCUCGUGCCACGCUCCAAGGGAAAUCCAACAACUCCAUCUUUCGUUGAUACUCCCACUACCACAAGAAACUUCGUGAAGCUUGCAAACGCUAUUCUCAAUUCGAAUGGGAUUCUUCUCUCGGGAGCGUCAGGUUCAGGUAAGACCUUACUUGUCAACGAAGCUGCGAAGCUGCUAAACAAGUUACCUUAUAUGAUCACCCUACACCUAAAUGAGCAGACAGACGCCAAAAGUCUUCUUGGUAUUUAUACGACCUCCCCAAGCGAUGGCUCCUUUAUCUGGCAGCCUGGCGUACUCAGUCAGGCUAUGGCGGAGGGCAGAUGGGUCCUGAUAGAAGAUGUUCACCGAGCCUCGCCCGAAGUUAUGGGUGUCAUUCUUCCCAUCCUCGAGCACGGAGAGAUCUUAGUGCCAGGUCGCAAUGAAACUAUUCGCACAGCGACCGGGUUCUGUAUUCUCGCAACCACAACCGAAAGUGCACUACGAGGUAGCGGCAGUGUUCGAUCGCACCAUAGGUGGAACUCGCGGUUUUGGAAUGUAGUCGAAGUCGAGCCACUUCAAUCGACAGAGCUAGAAUUGGCUUUAUCUACUCUAUUUCCAAUACUGAAGCCGCGCAUCUUUCCGUUCCUUUCCGUACAUGAUCAAGUGCAGCAUUUGUUUGAGCAACAAAACUUCAGGACUAGCCGGGUCAGAACCCCCGAUUUGCGCGACCUACUUACAUGGUGCCGGAGAUCACAGUCACGUUUGGUAGCUGCUGGACUUCAGACCGGAGCAGAGCCAGUGGACGAGAACAUCUUGGACAGUAUUUUCAAAGACGCCGUCACUUGCUAUGCAGGCCACAUUCCCAGCCACGAACCACAUUUGGCCGUUGCAAAAUGCAUAGCUGAAGUACUGCAAAUUCCACCCAAGCGAAUGCGCCAUUGCGUAUACGAUCGCCUACCAUCUUUGCGGGAAGAAGGCCGUAAGGUCAUCAUUGGAAGAGCCUCUUGUCCGAUCAUUAACAGCCAGGUCAAUGACGUCGCUAGAAGCAGCAGGAGGCCCAAAUCUGCGUUCGCCCUCACUAGAGGAACUUUAAAAACUAUGGAAGAAAUAGCCGCGGCCGUCGAACACGGUGAACCCACCCUUCUUGUAGGAGAAACUGGGAUAGGUAAGACAGCGACGAUCCAGCAUCUGGCAACGCUUGUUGGCCAAAAGUUGAGCGUCUUUAAUCUAUCACAGCAGAGCGAAAGCGGGGAUCUUCUCGGAGGGUUUAAACCGGUCACGACAAGGUCAUUAGCUAUUCCAAUGUCCGAAACAUUCGACCUACUUUUCGAUAACACAUUUUCACUUCGUAAGAAUGCCCAGUUCCAAGCCUCGAUCCGAAAGUGCAUUUCGAAGGGUAAUUGGACACGUCUGGCUUCACAUUGGCAAGAAGCAGUGGACAUGGCAGAUAAUACUCUUCGGCCUGGAACAAGCCCUGCAGACCAAUUGGGAGACACCCAGCCAAAUAAGCGACGCAAACUUCAGAAUCCUAAAUACGAAGCUCUUCGACAACGAUGGCACGACUUUGCAACGAGACUAUCACACCUCAAAGCUCAAGCAUGUCGCGGGGACAAGAAUUUUGCUAUGACUUUCGUGGAAGGUAAGAUUGUGCAAGCAUUACGAGAUGGUGAAUGGGUGCUCUUGGACGAGAUCAAUUUGGCUACACCAGAAACGCUUGAAAGUGUGGCUGAGCUACUAUACAAUCACAACGAGCGAGCGCCAUCAUUGCUUCUCUCAGAAUCUGGAAAGAUGGAGCGUGUUGAUGGACACCGAAACUUUCACAUCUUUGCUGCGAUGAAUCCUGCAACGGACUCUGGCAAAAGAGAUCUACCAGCAGGUAUCAGAUCACGAUUUACGGAAAUCUUCGUUCAACCUUCAGACAAAACGGUCGAAGAGCUCACUCUUCUUAUAUCUACCUAUCUUGGGACGCUGCUGACUUCAGAUGAGAAGGCAGCUUUUGACCUCGCCAAAUUUUACCUGGAAAUCCAGAAGAUGAACGGUGAAAAGCGAUUGACGGAUGGGGCUGGUCAGGCACCUCAUUUCAGCAUUCGAUCCCUUGUGCGUACCUUGAUCUACACUAAUCAGCAUGCUUCAAUAUAUGGACUCAGGAGAGCGCUUUACGAAGGCUCCUUGAUGAGUUUUACGACAAUGUUAAGCGUCAAUUCGCAACAGCUUGUUAACGCGGCAUUAGAGAGAUGUUUGCUUGGUGGGUUAACGAAUGUUCGGUCUCUGCUCAGCCAGAAUCUAAAGACGGGCGCAAAUAACGACUCAUAUGUUGUCUUCAAACAUCACCUAGUCAAGAGGGGCAACAUCAGUCCAGAGCGCCAACCUCAUUAUAUCAUCACACCAUUUGUAGAACGCAACUUGCUGAAUUUGGCGCGGGCAGUAUCUGUACGACGUUUUCCAAUCCUUCUUCAAGGACCUACUUCUGCGGGCAAGACAAGUAUGGUAGAACACCUGGCAAAGGUCUCAGGAAAUGAGUUCAUCAGGAUUAACAAUCAUGAGCAUACAGACUUGCAGGAAUAUCUCGGCUCCUAUGCUUCUGGUGAAGAUGGGAAGCUGCAGUACAGGGAAGGAGUUCUGGUGGAAGCACUCCGCCGCGGACAAUGGAUUGUGCUUGACGAGCUGAAUUUGGCUCCUACAGAUGUACUUGAGGCUUUGAACCGGCUACUGGAUGACAAUCGAGAGCUGUUCAUCCCAGAAACACAGGAGACGGUCAAACCUCACCCGAACUUUGUGCUAUUCGCAACACAAAAUCCUGCUGGACUCUAUGGUGGUAGAAAACAUCUCUCUCGCGCCUUCCGAAACCGCUUCCUAGAAUUACACUUUGACGACAUUCCAGAGGACGAGCUCGAAUUCAUCCUCAAAGAGCGCACACAAAUUGCCCCAUCAUUCUGUACCAGGAUUGUUUCUGUAUACAAGAGACUAGCGAUGAUGAGGCAGUCAAGUCGACUAUUCGAGCAGCGAAACAGCUUUGCCACUCUGCGAGAUCUUUUCAGAUGGGCUUCACGUCGGGCCGACGAUCGUGAGCAGCUCGCACUAAAUGGCUUCAUGUUAUUGGCAGAGCGAGUUCGAGAUCCAACUGAGAGAAUGGCCGUCAAGCAGAUCAUUGAAGAGGUAAUGAAAGUCCAGAUUCAUGAGGAACAGUUUUAUUCUUUGCGAUGCCAAUCUGUGUCUUUGCAGAAUGCAUCUGGUGUGAUCUGGACACCUGGAAUGCAACGUCUGCUCACGUUGGUCAUGAGUGCCUUGGAGAACAAUGAGCCGGUUUUACUUGUUGGCGAAACUGGCUCCGGGAAGACUCAAAUCUGUCAAACCGUGGCCGAGAUUAAUGGCCAACGUCUUCAUAUGCUGAACGCCCAUUCAAAUACAGAAACCGGCGACUUGAUCGGAGCGCAGCGGCCAGUCCGUAAUAAGGCUGAGAUCGAAUCAAGGCUGCAGCAUUCUCUUCAGUCUCUUCUUGUGAGCCACAUGAACGGGGCCACUGAGUCUGCCUCUCUUGGAGAGCUCAUCGACCAAUUUGAGAGAGCUGACUUGUCCCGCAACGGGGACCCUCUCAACCUAGACAUUAAGGCUAGUAUCGCUCACAGUAGGUCCCUAUUCCAGUGGGCAGACGGGUCCCUCGUUGUGGCCAUGAAACGAGGUGAACCCUUUUUGCUAGACGAGAUAUCUUUGGCGGAAGACUCGGUUCUUGAGCGACUGAACAGCGUUCUGGAACCCAGUCGAAGCAUUCUACUCGCUGAAAAGGGUCCCGAUGACUCGUUUGUCCGUGCGACUCCUGGCUUUCAUUUUCUUGCGACAAUGAAUCCAGGUGGUGACUACGGGAAAAGAGAACUCUCCUCCGCUUUGAGAAAUCGGUUGACUGAAAUCUGGGUUUCCCCACUGUCCGAGCAGAGCGAUGUUCUACCAAUUCUGCAAUCAAAGCUGGGCCCCAUUCUGCCUGAGAUACCUCACGUCAUGAUCGAGUUUGCGCAAUGGUUCCGUGGCACAUUCCAUACGCUCGAUGCAACAUCAGUCUCCUUGCGAGGACUGCUGACCUGGGUGGACUUCGUCCGCCUACAGCAUUAUGAGAAUCCGCAUCUCUCUGUUCUGCAUGGCGCGGCCUUGGUUUUCAUUGACGCCCUAGGCGCAAAUCCAGCGGCACUAACCUCUGUGAAGGCAACCAAUGUCCCACAAGCCCAGCGACUCUGUCUCAAGAAGUUGGGAGCACUUCUCGAUCAAGACGUAUCAACAGAGUACUUUGAGACGCCCUCUGUCGAGAUAGGCGCUAGAUUCGUUCAAUGUGGAAGUUUUCGCAUUCCGUGCGGUACCUAUCAAUGCUCAAGGCCAGACUUCGUGUUUGAUGCUCCAACUACCAGAAAGAACGCUUUGAGAAUUCUCAGGGCACUCCAGCUUCCUCGCCCCGUACUUCUCGAGGGAGAUCCUGGAGUAGGUAAAACCGCGCUCGUGGAAGCCGUGGCGCAGGCCGCUUGCAAGAAACUUACGCGCAUUAAUCUUUCCGACCAGACCGACCUCACGGACUUGUUUGGCUCAGAUGUUCCCGUCGAGGGCGGGUUGGUGGGCAACUUCAGCUGGCGUGAUGGACCCUUCCUUCGAGCUAUGGAGAAUGGCGAAUGGGUACUUCUCGAUGAAAUGAAUCUCGCGACCCAAUCCGUGCUAGAAGGGCUGAACUCAUGCUUCGAUCACCGCCAACAGAUUUACAUUGCUGAACUUGAUCGGACUUUUGUACGCCAUCCAGAUUUUGUCCUCUUCGCUACACAAAAUCCCCAUCAUCAAGGUGGUGGUCGAAAGGGUCUUCCAACUUCCUUCGUUAACCGAUUCACCGUAGUGUACGCGGAUGCCCUUACCCAGGCAGACCUGAUAAUAAUAUGUCAGCGCAGGUAUAAGGGAGCAAAGCAUGAUGUUCUCCAUCAUAUCAUAUCGGCAGUUUUAGAAGGCCAUAACUUAAUUCUAUCUGAUCGAUCUUUUGACUCUAAUGGUGGGCCAUGGGAGGUCAACCUUAGGGACAUUGAUAGGUGGUUCAGCCUCUACAAUCGGUACGAUGGCAAAGUCGAUCCAAGCCAAUUUCAUGAUCUGGUGAUCUCCCAACGAUUUCGUACGCGUGGCCAGCGAGACACAAUCCGUAAUAAUUACGCGGAGAAUCUACGUGAUAAGUCGAUCGCUAGCAUGUUCAACACUUUGUCGUCUUCCUGUUAUCAGCUCGGCCUUGCUUUCCUCAAAAGAAACGAAGAUUACCAGCCGGCCAAAAGCGAGGCUGGUAUAAUUCCGACUCAUCUUCUGCCUUACGCGGAAUCCUUAAUUCAUUGCAUCAAUCAAAAGUGGCCGACUAUUCUAGUGGGUGAUUCGGGAAGUGGUAAAUCCACUGUCAUACGAAAGCUUGCCGCUCUCCAUGGUGCACGACUAGUGGAAUUCUCAGUGAGCGAAGACUUGGACACAGUGGACCUUCUUGGUGGGUUUGAGCAACUACACCAAGAUCGUGCAGUAUCAAGAGUUCUCGAUUCAAUUCGUCAGAGACUUCUUCCCAGCUUGUUGUGUUGCAUAUCUCAAACUAGCCCUGACAGCAGUCUUUACAGCUUACUACAACUUUAUCAUAUGUGCAAUAUGAAGCAAGUUGAGCUGAAGACACUGCAAGCCACAUUAGCUCCAGUUGUUCAGAGAUUUCCUACAUUGCUUGAAGAUGUAAACAUUAUGGAACCUUCAAUUAUUCGAAAAUUCGAAGCACAAGAGCCUCGUUUUGGUUGGAUUGAUGGAGUGCUAGUGGAGGCAGUUGUGAAGGGCCAUUGGCUUGUUCUUGAUAACGCCAAUACUUGUAACUCGGCUGUUCUCGAUCGAUUGAACUCACUUCUAGAACCCAAUGGGUGCUUAAUCGUCAGUGAGCAGCACGAGGGCGAUGGAAGCCCCCGGAUCAUACGCCCUCAUAAUGACUUUCGAAUAUUUCUGACCAUGGAUCCGCGGCGAGGCGAGCUCUCUCGGGCUAUGCGAAAUCGGUCUGUUGAGAUCUGCCUGCAAUCAACGGACAUGGUUCAAUCUUCGUCUCGUCUACCAUCAUACUCAACAGAAGCAGCUUCUUUCCAAUGGCGCCGCUUGCAAACCAUCUCCUUGUUGCAGAAUGAGGCACCUCUUCAAGCCGCUGUCACAGCUGUUUGUGCCGACCAUCUGUCACUUCGAGAAUGUCUAUGGAGUAUUUCGUCGCCCGAGUACGAGUUGCUGACAGGGGAGAACAACAAUCAUAUCAUCCAUGAGCUGGCGCAUUAUCAUUCCCUACCGGACUCGCUGUUCAAACGUAUACAGAAUUUUUAUAACGAGAUGGCCGAAUCCUGUCCAGGGCUUGAACAGGCAAUGGAUGACCAGCCGCUACACGCAGAAUCAAAUGAGCCCUUGAUACAGAUGACUGGGGAUCAUGUGCAGGGGAAGAAAGCUGCUGAGGUUGGCUGGCUUCUGGAGUCAUUCUUGACCUUGUCCCGAACCCGAAAGCUUGUGUCGGACACAGGCGUGCGAGCCCCAAACUUGCCGGUAUCUGAUAUGACGAUAUUAGAAAGGUCAAUAGUUGCACAAAGAGAUCCACAUCGAGCCUCCAACAUGGUUCAGCCGGUCUCGAGACUUGUUGAAUCCCUCAUAUCUGCUGCCGAUGAAACGCUUACGUCUUUAGUGAUCAGCUCCUGCAGCCAUGGAGACCGACCUGCCAACUCCGUCAACGCCAUCUUGAAUUUCUUGAAAGACGUAGUGGACAUGAGCAGACUUCCUCGCAUGCGAGCUGGUUUGCUACCAAUAUAUGUACAGCUCGGGGAAGAACUUUUCUCUAGAACUUCUUCAGUAUAUCCUGCGACCGCGGAGCUACUCAAAUGUUCGCUAGCAGCUUUUGGCACGCAUAUAGAUUUACGUUAUGGUCGAAGCCUGACUCAACUUUGGAGACACUGGCGCCCUAGAUGUGCUGCGAAUAGCAGUCAGCUUGAUUCAUUGCUGAAACUGGACUACAUUAUGCAGGCAUUCGAUAUUGCUUGUCGCAAAGUCCGCUUCGUCCGCCAAAUGGUCAACGUCCAAAGAGAACUUUCGGCAACGCGAAAUGCUAUUCUUGACGGAUCCGACAACGUAGUUGCACUGCUGGCAGAGCUUCAAACCAUCAUCUCAAGUAUCACCCCACCCGUUGAAAUCGACAACGAGCAGCGAACAAACUACUUUGCCGCUGAGUUUGAGGCCUUGUGCCAGUAUCAAGACCUUGAUCAGGGCGGCACUUGGGACCUUUUAGACGGAUCUGGUGAGCAAUCAACCCGAAUAUAUGCUGCUCUUCUUGCUGGGAGAAGUACGAAGCAUAUUGGUUUCCAGACCAACUCAAACCUAUGUCAGACCAUGUUUUCGCGAACAGCGUCCUUCGCAGGCUGGAGCAACCCACUCGUCAAGGUUGAGUCCUGGAAACAAACCUUUGCCCAAGACCUUUUGCAGAGACUUAGUCGUUGCCGUAACGAGCCACUGCAGCGUUUAGACAGUCUGACGGAAGAAUUGUCAUGGCUGUCCAGUUUCACUUCGGAGAGCACACGAUAUUUCAGCAGAAAUCAAGUUGGUCUUAUCAGAGAGGAACUUGUUAGCCUGAUACGCGGUGUAGUCCUAUGCCACCAGGACUUACUCAAGGAAGAACUGCGGCAGCCUCGACCGACCUUCAUUGGAGCAUUGAUGGCAAAGGAUAUCUUCCAUGAGAGUGUGCCAACCGAGCAUCAUUUUCGACAUAUCUGGGAAAUCUAUCUAUAUCCAGCCUUGUCACUUGCGACUUCUCAACUAGGAUGUGAUCAACACAAAACAGUCGGUGCAGGUCUUGUCUAUUUCGCAUUGGCAUCCCUUCAGUUGUGGGUCCCCGAUAGACCUACCGAUCCGGCACUUGCCCUUAUAGUUCAGCGAGAGCAGUAUCAGCGGCGGAAGACUGAACUUGAGACUAAGCUUCAGGCUUUGAAGAUUUAUGCGUCCACUUUUUCUGGUCAGGAGACAAGCUUGAGGAUACGUAGGCUAGAGCAAGAGAUAGGCCUGAUUGGAAAGGAGCCACCUCCACCGCCGGUCGUUCGGUUGGAAGACGUCAAUUUGCUCCAGGUUCAAGCUGAGUUCUCCAACGUUCUCAUUAGCAUUGUUGCCAAACGCCCAGAAACCAUUCUUUUGGCAUGUGUUGAAGGACCUUUUGAAGACGGGAAGAUAUAUGCUUCUCAAAGAUCGGCGGAAACCGACCUCUUGAGACGGAACAUUGAACAGAUGAUACAAAGACUUUCUCAAAGUCCACAUGAGUAUGACGAUCUUACUGUCCCUGUUGUGCAUUUAUUACAAAUUCUAGAUCUUGGUGCGAAAAUACUUGAGUGGAGCGGAAGAGAACAUCAGCCAACCCAAGAACGUCAAGCGAUCACCUAUAUCGUGGAGCAUACCCCACUGCUUGGAGCGACGCCUGCAUCAUUGAGUGAUAAAAUUGAACGACAUCUCGGCGAUGGAGAAAAAGCUAUCCGCGAACUGCUCCAUCUCCAGACAGCCAGCGUGGUCGCGAGUGUUUCUCCCAGAAGUCUGUCAGAUCCUAUUUUGCAGGCAGGAAUAUUAUCAUCAUUUGAAUCCUGCUUUGCCGAAUGGAAAGCUCAUCUAGAAGUCGAUCAAUCCAAGGAGGCACAAAGAGCUAAGUAUUAUGAGUAUCGAGGUCACGAUGUCAAUGAAAACGUGGUCGACAUGGAGGAAGUUAAAGAGAUUUUUCCAACCUUUGAUGGCGAUGUGAUUCCUGACACGAAAGUGGACAAGAUGCAAAACUACGAUUCAAGGGUAUUCACACUUAAGGUGGCCAAGCUACAUGCAAGCAUAUUUUCACCAGAUUCAGGUGGUCCUCAGCUAAAGCGUCAUAUACUUCUGCGGCUGGAUUUUAUGGCACUGCUUUUGUCCACUUGCGACGCCGAUCAUUCUUUCGUCCCGCCAUUGACAAUGCUCCCGGCCUUGGUUCUGCACCUCAAUGAACAGAUGCAAUUUUUCGAAGGCGGAGGAAGCGCAAAGGAGGGCAGUAUCUAUGUAGAUCCUAAUGUGAACGAAACACGCAAGCUUCUGAGCCUGGUGCACCGAAUCGGGAACCACGUCCACACGAUCGCCGAAAUGUGGCCCGAACACGCGCUUCCUCAAGAUAUACUGGCGUGCUGUCAUGAUAUUCUCCGUCUCCCUAUCUCCGAUCCACUUGCCAAGUUGUUCACGAAGACCGAAAGACUGCUUUCCUUCCUCAACGAAUGGCAGAUAGUUGCUAGCCGGGAGUACUCUGUUGUACCAUUCAUUGACGAGCUGACAGCCUUGAUAAUUAGUUGGAGAAGACUGGAACUUUCGUCAUGGUCACGUUUACUUGUGGCGGAAAGCUCAAUAUGCGAAGAGGAUGCUAAAUUGUGGUGGUUCAUGGUUUACGAAAUCGUGAUAUCCAUUCCACUGAGACUGAUCGAUGAGGGCAAUGACUGCGCUAGCCAUUCCCAAGAUCUCGUGGGCACUUUGAUCAAAUUCCUGCAAAAUUCGAGGCUAGGACAGUACUCACCGCGACUUCGAAUCUUAGAGAACUUUCGUAACAUGACAGAGUGGCUGAUGCGCACCGGUAAGCCGCUGGGCACUGUCGACCUGGCUCUACUUAAUGUCAUUGAGCAUUUCAAACGAUAUGAGCCCAUCUUCCAGAAAACCCUUCUUCAGGGCAGAGAAAAACUGGAAUAUGAGGUGAGAGAGCAGAUCAAGCUUGCAAGUUGGAAAGAUACCAAUGUGACCACUUUACGUGAAAGCGCAAGACGUUCUCACUACAAGCUGUUCAAAAUUGUUAAAAGGUAUAGAGCGUUAUUAGCACAACCAAUUGAACACUUCAGUGCUCCGGACGUCCGACUUGACCGACCUAGACUUUUACAGAUCACCUCGUUCGCCACUCUGUCUGUAGAUAAGACUCUAAUCAAAGCUCUUCGUGUGGUUGAGCAAGACGUCGAUGGCUGGGACAAUGCGCCGCGGAGACUUCGCGAACCUCGAGGAGCUGCUGAAAGUAUGCUUCGAUUGUACGAGUCAUCGCAGGGCGACCUUGAUGUUGGAUCCCAGCUUUAUGAGUACGUGCGCAAUCUCACAAGCGCAAUGACCGAACUGCGGUCGGAAACCCCAUCGAAGACUGAUGGCGAUAGUCGCGCCCUAUUACUGCAUCUAAAAGCCCGGAAACGACGGCUGCUCGCAGAUGUCUUGAAAGACGUACGCCAUAUGGGAAUUCGACGUAAUCUCAACACGCAGGAGCUUGAGAGACAACAGUCGCUUAAUACGGUUCUAGGUGCAACUACUAGCUUAAACGAUUAUAGCACGCUACUUGGUGAAAUCAAAUUUGCCGCGCGUCUCUCAGCUGCUAGAGAUUGUUUUCAUGGAGUAUUGGAUCUUAUGGACCGGGCAAGAAAGGGUCAGGAAGACGGAUCUGAAGAUCUAACCAGUUCCGAAGUGGGACGAUGCAUUGGGUCGCUAGAGGGUUUCCUGCUUGUGAUACAGAACCAGCGGCACGCACUAGAUGAUACGCUGAAAGAUCUGACGGUACUUCAGCAGUCUUCUAAAAGGCUUUGUGGCCUUCACUCGCAGGAUGGCUCGCGUUGUGUCGCUCUGCCUCCAUACAGCAUAAUUAAGCACGGGCAGCUGAGAUGGGCAGUUUCUUGGUUGCCUCAGAUACUGGAGGUGGCUUGCAGUGUACUACAAAUCCAGGUCAAGCACAGUGAAAAGAAAUAUACAGACAUCAUCAACUCCUUCAAUUCCUACCAAGCACAUUUCAAGGCUGCUGGACAUGAGCUGAAAGGCAGACUGGAUGAAGAUUUGCCGGAGUGCAUUCAGAGUCAUCAAGCCUGUGUAACCAUCGAUCAUCUACAAUCUUUACUUGCGAAGCUCCGCAAAGACCUUGAUUCGUGGAUUGUCAACGAACCCGAUGCCGCUUAUCUCCUCAUGCAACUAUUACCAUGGACGGAUUGGAGUUCUGUUUCCAUCAACAACGUGACCAUAGAAGAGCGAAGCAGUCUGCAGUUUGAUGAUUUCAAAAGCCGAGCUUUGGCAGCGGUUGACAAGGUUUUCGUUAGCAUGCAGAGACAUUCUGGGUUUGCCGAAAAGUUACCGAAAACGGUUGAGGAUGCGAAAUGGCUCGUACACAGUGACGAGAUACUCAACUUGUCUAUCAGAUCGUUCCACAUAAAAGAAGUUGCUACUGAGAUUAGCGACGUCAUGAACUCCAUUGCCACGUUUGAGGAAGACGAUUUCCAGAAAGCGAUAUCGUUGUGCGUUGUCUUCACACCUAUAUUCACACAAUUUCUGGCCAUUUGUGAGCAUGCUGUUGAAAGAUAUGCCAACUUGCACGCGGAGACAUGCGGACUAGCUUACAUAUUGGUCAAGUCAUUCAAUCAGAUCGCUUCUGAGGGCUUCUGCGGUCCAGCCGACGGUCUCUCCACUGCAGAAGAAAGUACAGGCCAGCUAGAGCAGGGCGUAGGUCUUGCUGAAGGAGAGGCUGCUGAGGAUAUCAGUAAGGAUAUUGCAGAUGAUGAGGAGCUUUCCGAAUUAGCUGAACAGCAACGCGAAGAAGGAUCAAAAGAAGAAAUUCACAAGGAGGAGAACGCAGUGGAUAUGGGCAAAGACGAUUUGCAAGGUGAAAUGGACGAGCAUGGCGAAGCCGAUGAUAAAAUAGGCCAGGACAAGGCUUCUGAUUCAGAAAACUCAGACGAGGACAUGGAUGAAGAGACUGGGAGUGUGGAUAACUUAGAUCCUUUAGCGGUAGAUGAGAAGAUGUGGGAGGGCCUCGCCAACGACAGAGAAAAGGAGCUUGAGACGGAGGAUGGACCAGGGACAUCAACAAACGAGAAGACCGCAGCUAGUGACAAGAAAACCGACCGGGAUGUUGGGCCUGAGGAAAUUUCGGACGAGCACGACGAAGAAGGAUACCAAGGUGAUGAAGACAAUAUCAAUAAGCCACAAGCCGACAACGCUGAUCCACACCUUAAGCAGGACCAAGCACUAGAGCUCCCAGAAGGGAUGCAGCUCGAUGGCGAUCAAGAAGCAAAGGAAGAAUCAAUCUCGAACGAUGGCUUGGAUGAGUUCUCGGAUGCUCAUGAUGAAGCGGAAUGUGACCCACCAGUUGACGAAAACGGUAACGAAGAGCAACUAGAAUGCAAUGACCAGAGCGUGGAGCUAGAUGACACGAACGAAGGCACAAACGUUGAAUGUCAGGCGGAAGAGGGCGAAAUCAUGGAAGAUCAGAUAGCUUCAGAGCAGGGGGAGCAACUCAGAGAGGAUCACUUCCAGACGAGACAGGAUGAGAACCAGAAUGUUGCUGAGAAUGAUGGUGGUGCGGAAAAUGGUGUCUCAGGAGAAGCAGCUGAUCUUGACAAAGAGCAUGACGCUAAGGCCAGCUCUUCUGGUACAGCUCCAGAGACUGAGUUACCUCCAGCUAGUCAGGAGCAGCAUGACGAUUCAAGGGCUGAUCCGCAGGGAGGUACACGCAGCGAAGCAAAAGACCAAAUUGGCAAACACGCCGAUCCAUUAGAAAAACGUGAAGCAGAGGCGUUCAAGAAGCUAGGCGAUGCAUUACAGAAAUGGCAUCGACAGCAACGUGAGAUCUUGCAACCCUCCGAUGUGGACAGACUGAAACAGGAUGACCUCGAGCUCGCGGAUGCAGACUUUGAACAUGUGGAGAACGAGCAAGAUCAAGGCGACAGCCAGGCUCUUGGAGAAGCCACUAAAGACGAAGCACGAGCACUUAAUGAUCGUUACGCUCUGGAAGACCCACAAAACCAAUCGAACGACGGCGCAGCAGCGCCUAAAUCCCAUGAAUCAGAAGAGAGCUCGCCGCAAAGCGGACUUGACCAAGCGCAAGAGGAAACAACAGGUCGUGGCCCAGAUGAGCGACAUCAAGAAAGUGACGCCUUCAUUGCUGACGGUAGUAGAAACACAAAUGCCGAGGAUUUUGCGAAUGGCACUUACGCAGAAGAUGAUCUGGACGACGUCAAACAUGAGCUCUCCAUCGUUGACUUACCAACAACCGAGCAACCACCGUUAACCUCCCCAGAAGAAGCACUCCGCCUCUGGUCGCAUUACUCAUCGCUCACCCACCCUCUCUCUCUCAUCCUAGCCGAACAGCUCCGCCUGAUCCUCUCACCCACCCAAGCCACCAGACUCCGCGGCGACUUCCGCACGGGCAAACGCCUCAACAUCAAACGCAUCAUCCCAUACAUCGUAUCCAACUACAAGCGCGACAAGAUCUGGAUGCGCCGCUCCAUCCCCAGCAAGCGAAACUACCAGAUCAUGCUCGCAGUCGACGACAGCAAAUCCAUGACCGAAGGCGGCGCCCACGCCCUUGCCUUCGAAACCCUAGCACUCCUCUGCAAGAGCCUGAGCAUGCUCGAAGUUGGCGAGGUCUGCGUCGUCAGUUUUGGGGAUGAAGAACAUAUCCGCGUUGCGCAUGGUUUUGGAGCGCCAUUCACGAAUGAGAGCGGGGCAAAAAUCUAUCAGAAUUUCAGCUUCCAGCAGAGCGGCACGAAUGUGAGGAGGCUGAUUGAGGAGUCUAUCCAUUUGUUUCGGGAUGCGAGAGCUAAGGGUCCGACAACGACGGCGGAUCUGUGGCAGCUGCAACUCAUUAUCUCGGACGGGAUUUACGAACAUCACGAUCUCAUCCGUCGCCUUGUAAGGCAAACAUCCGAGGAACGCAUCAUGAUCGUCUUUGUGAUUGUGGAUAGCAACGGCGCAAAGGGGAAUUCGAUCAUGGAUCUAACGCAGGCCGUGUUUGAGGCUGUCGAUGAGGAAGAAAGUGACGGGGUAGGAAGAUCUUCGGGAAGAGAGAUGAAGUUGAAGAUGAAGAGGUAUUUAGAUGGCUUUCCGUUUCCUUAUUACGUUGUUGUAAGGAAUGUGGCAGAUUUGCCGGGCGUUCUGGCUACGGCUUUGAAGGGAUGGUUUAGGGAGGUUGUGGAUGUGCGGUGA